Carlito syrichta (Philippine tarsier) is the source of this 1044-nucleotide messenger RNA. It is a transcript of the gene NDUFB5, whose product is annotated as NADH:ubiquinone oxidoreductase subunit B5. NCBI's taxonomy places the organism in Eukaryota, Metazoa, Chordata, Mammalia, Primates, Tarsiidae. The record is from RefSeq and is a predicted model, not a curated record. Bases 22 to 591 code for a protein of 189 amino acids. The transcript is spliced from 6 exons.
UUUCUCUCGCGCGCCGUAGCCAUGGCGGUCAUGAGUUUACUGCAGCGGGCUUCGGUCACCGCGGUGGCAGCUCUUUCUGGCCGCCGCCUUGGCACGCGAUUCGGAUUCGGUGGCUUCCUCACCCGUGGCUUUCCGAAGGCUGUUGCUCCUGUUCGACACAGUGGAGACUAUGGGAAAAGAUUGUUUGUCAUCAGACCUUCUAGAUUCUAUGACAUGCGUUUUUUGAAAUUGUUGAAAUUCUACAUUUUGUUGACUGGGAUUCCGGUAGCAGUUGUCAUAACUCUGGUGAAUAUAUUCAUUGGUGAAGCUGAAUUAGCAGAAAUCCCAGAAGGCUAUAUUCCAGAACACUGGGAAUAUUACAAGCAUCCUAUAUCAAGAUGGAUUGCCCGUACUUUCUAUGAUUGUCCUGAAAAGAAUUAUGAAAAAACAAUGGCUAUCCUUCAAAUUGAAACUGAAAAGGCUGAUUUAAGGUUAAAGGAGCGGGAAGUCCGAAGGUUAAUGCGUCAGAGAGGAGAUGGACCCUGGUACCAGUAUCCAACCAUUGACAAGGCACUCAUCGAUCAUUCUCCGAAAGCAAGUCCUGACAACUAGUCGUUUACCCUCUAAAUACCAAGUCUGUUCUCUUUAGUGGAAAAUUAAUUAAUAAGCAUAGUCUGUAUUUUUGCUCUCUGUGAUAAAUAAAAGAGCUUCUUCCACUACUGUUUCUCAGUGUUGGUUUAGGUUAAGGCUUUUUACUUUGGGGUUUUGGCUUCCUCUUUUAAGAAGAUUUAAAUGUACUACUGAAAACUGGAGGAAUAAUAAUAAUUUUGUGAGUUCCUUAAGUUGUGGUGACUUUGAAAGGUUAGUGUUUUAUGUAUCAGGCAAAUGGAGGUUAUAGGAAAGAAGUUAUGUUAGGCAUUGGUAAGCAUAGUGAUUUGUAUAAAUGUCUAUAUUGUAAACAUCCCAAUUAUUGAAGGGUGACUUGGGAUUUUAAGUUGCACAAGAAAUAUUGAAUCAACCAUAUAAAACAUUAAUACCUUAAUAAACAGGUUUUUAGUGAACAAA